AUCCUCGACAUCCAGCCGGGAAGACCUCGUACUUCAAAGACUUAGAGAGCGACUCUGACGUCAAAAUGCUGUUGUUCCUCUUCUUGUUUGGUCUGGCUCUGGCUGCUGAAUCUCCUUCAGAAGACCAACAAGUGAGGCUACGGCGUGGCAACUGUCCCAUGUUCUGGUACAGCUUCAAUGGCCGUUGCUACAAGUAUGUCGCCACACGUAUGACCUGGGCUGAUGCAGAGCUCCACUGUUUGUCAGAGAGAGCCAACCUGGUGUCCAUCCACAGUCUUGGGGAACAUAAUUUUGUCAAAUCGCUGAUCAAGAACUUUGACCCUGCUCAAGGAUUUACCUGGAUUGGACUCAGCGACACCCAGAAGGAAGGCCGAUGGAUGUGGUCUGAUGGGUCUGCAGUUGACUUUGUGUUUUGGGAUGCAGGACAACCAGACAACGCUGGAGGACGUGAACAUUGUGUGCACAAAAACCUUGGCAAACAUUUGAAAUGGAACGAUAAUCAGUGUUCUCUGACAAUGACUUUUGUUUGUGCAUCUCGCACACGUUGUCCUUAGCAACUGAAAAGGUUUUGUCUGAUUUAACUUUGUGAAUUUCCACCAGUUGCUCUGUAGUAAUGCAUUAAACCUGCAUGAUAAUGAUACAAAUGUGCAAAUGUAUGUACAGAAGUAAUUUUAUUAACUUUAAUUUCUUAAAUGUGGAACACUUACAAAGAUAAUUUCAAUGAUGGGUCAAAUACUUUUAUUACUUUUGAAUAAUGUAAAACUUUUUUUCCUUAGAGACCUGUAGGAAAAUAUAUAGAUUUAGUAAAGAGUAAAUUUAAAGUAAUUUAACUGUUAACAAUGGUUGAAACUGUACUUUCUCAUAAGUAAAUCUAAUCGUUAAAGAUGUUGUUAUGUCUUUGAAGUUCAAAAUACAUUUGGUUUUCCACUAAAAUUAUUGCUUUUUCAUGUCUUAAAGCCCACCUCUGUACACUGUCAUAAAUAUAUGGUUCUUU
Messenger RNA from Micropterus salmoides (largemouth bass), 994 nucleotides. Its product is annotated as lactose-binding lectin l-2-like. The record is from RefSeq and is a predicted model, not a curated record. Gene Ontology annotation, molecular function: signaling receptor activity. Lineage: Eukaryota; Metazoa; Chordata; Actinopteri; Centrarchiformes; Centrarchidae. The transcript has a single exon. Bases 66 to 554 code for a protein of 162 amino acids.